AUGAGGAAAGCUCUUGUAUUCGUAGGCGUGUUUCUAGCCUUAGCGGCCGUAACUAAUGCUGCGGCUUUAGAUUCAAGAUCAUGUGGUAACGAUGUGGAGACAACAACACCUCCCCCGUGCACCAAAACGCCUCAGCCAACAACAACGUGUGCUCCAAUAAAAACUCCAGUUCCAACAACAACCCCUUCAUCAAAAACAACUCCUGCACCAACGAAAACUUCUGCACCAACAACAACCACGUGCAAAACAACCACUCCUGUUCCAACAACAACUCCCGCACCAACAACAACCCCUGCACCAACAACAACCCCUGCACCAACGACAACUUCUGCACCAACAACAACCCCUGCACCAACGACAACUUCUGCACCAACAACAACUUCUGCUCCAACGACAACUCCUGCACCAACAACAACUCCCGCUCCAACAACAACUUCCGCUCCAACGACAACUCCUGCACCAACAACAACCACGUGCAAAACAACAACUCCUGUUCCCACAACAACUCCCGCUCCAACGACAACUCCAGUUCCAACAACAACUCCCGCUCCAACGACGACGCCUGCACCAACAACAACCCCCGCUCCAACGACCACUCCAGCUCCUACGACAACCGUGUGCAAAACAGUGACUACUGUUCCAACAACCACUCCUGUUCCAACAACAACUCCCGCUCCAACGACAACUCCAGUUCCAACAACAACUCCUGCUCCAACAACAACACCUGCUCCAACAACAACUCCUGCUCCAACGACAACUCCUGCUCCAACGACAACUCCUGCACCAACAACAGCCUCGUGCAAAACAACAACUCCCGCUCCAACGACAACUCCUGCACCAACGACAACUCCAGUUCCAACAACAACUCCUGCUCCAACAACAACCCCUGCUCCAACGACAACUCCUGCUCCAACGACAACCCCUGCACCAACCACAACUCCUGCGCCAACAACAACCACGUGCAAAACAACAACUCCUGUUCCAACAACAACUUCCACUCCAACGACAACUACUGCACCGACAACCACUCCUGUUCCAACGACAACUCCUGCACCAACAACAACUCCCGCUCCAACGACAACUCCUGCACCGACAACAACCCCCGCCCCAACGACAACUCCAGUUCCAACAACAACUCCCGCACCAACAACAACCCCUGCUCCUACUACAACCGUGUGCAAAACAGUGACUCCUGUUCCAACAACAACCCCUGCCCCAACGACAACUCCAGUUCCAACAACAACUCCCGCUCCAACGACGACGCCUGCACCAACAACAACCCCCGCUCCAACGACCACUCCAGCUCCUACGACAACCGUGUGCAAAACAGUGACUACUGUUCCAACAACCACUCCUGUUCCAACAACAACUCCCGCUCCAACGACAACUCCAGUUCCAACAACAACUCCUGCUCCAACAACAACUCCUGCUCCAACGACAACUCCUGCUCCAACGACAACUCCUGCACCAACAACAACUCCCGCUCCAACAACAACUCCCGCUCCAACGACAACUCCUGCACCAACAACAACCACGUGCAAAACAACAACUCCUGUUCCAACAACAACUCCCGCUCCAACGACAACUCCUGCUCCAACGACAACUCCCGCUCCAACGACAACUCCUGCACCAACAACAGCUUCGUGCAAAACAACAACUCCUGUUCCAACAACAACUCCCGCUCCAACGACAACUCCUGCACCGACAACAACCCCUGCCCCAACGACAACUCCAGUUCCAACAACAACUCCCGCACCAACAACAACCCCUGCUCCUACUACAACUCCUGUUCCAACGACAACCCCUGCACCAACUACAACUCCUGCGCCAACAACAACCACGUGCAAAACAACAACUCCUGUUCCAACAACAACUCCCGCUCCAACGACAACUCUUGCACCGACAACAACCCCUGCCCCAACAACAACUCCAGUUCCAACAACAACUCCCGCUCCAACAACAACUCCCGCUCCAACAACAACUCCCGUUCCAACAACAACUCCUGCUCCAACGACAACUCCCGCUCCAACGACAACUCCCGUUCCAACGACCACUGCUGUUCUAAUAACAACUCCUGCACCAACAACUCCUGUUGCAUCUACAUUAAAACCAUGCGAAACUACGCCACCACCGUGCACCACGGCUCCUCCUCCGUGCACCACAACUCCACCCCCAUGCUCUGGACCCGUCUCCGGCAAGGCUAAGCCAUCUAUGGACACCAAUAUCGAUCGACAGAUUCAGUAUAGUUGUUCAGAUAAAAGGAAUGGCUUUUUGAUACCAUCUUUAAGCAGUUGCAACGAUUUUUACAUUUGCCGUGAUGGAGAGGCUGUAAAGGUUACCUGUGGUAACUUACAUUUUAAUGCCAUUAGGGGACUCUGCGAUCUUCCUGAGUAUGCUGGUUGUAUGAAAUCCUAAACCUAGAAAACGAAACCAAGAAAAGAA
Molecule: messenger RNA, 2442 nt
Organism: Anastrepha obliqua
Lineage: Eukaryota; Metazoa; Arthropoda; Insecta; Diptera; Tephritidae
Product: mucin-2-like
Exons: 2
Coding region: 1-2415 (804 amino acids)
Cellular component (GO): extracellular region
Molecular function (GO): chitin binding
Source: RefSeq, a predicted model, not a curated record